AUUGCGUGCCUUCGAGAAUGAGCUGGGUGUCCAGGCGCCCGUGGGCUACUUCGACCCUAUGGGUCUGUCCAAGGACGGCGAUGUGGAGACCUUCCGCCGCCGACGGGAGGCGGAGCUGAAGAAUGGCCGUGUUGCCAUGUUUGCGACCAUUGGGUAUAUGGUCCCUGAGUACUUCAAAUUCCCAGGCUACUUGGCCCCCAGCAGCAACCUGAAGUUCGCCGACGUGCCCAAUGGCAUUGCCGCCAUCACCAAGGUGCCCGCCGAGGGCUGGUUGCAGUGGGUGGCCCUCUGCGGUUGCUACGAGUUCUGCGUGAACACCCCCGUGGACCCCGCGGAGCCCGGCAACUACGGCAAGGGCAAGUUAGGGUACGGCAACAUGGUCCUGGGUAUCACUGCUGAACCAAUGCAAGAUGCAGAGGCCCGCAAGCGCGCCCUGAACUCGGAGUUGGCCAACGGCCGUCUGGCCAUGAUGGCGAUCGUGGGCCUUUGGGUGCAGGAUGGCCUCUUCGGAACUCCUUAUGGCCUCUACACCGGCUCCAACGCCUUUGAGACCGAGCUGGGCGUCCAGCCUCCCGUAGGCUUUUGGGACCCCUUGGGCUUCACCAAGACCGACGACGUGGCAUCCUUCCGUCGUCGUCGCUAUGUGGAGCUGAAGCAUGGCCGCGUGGCGAUGUUCGCCUGCUUGGGAUACAUCGUGCCGGAGUACUACCGCUGGCCGGGCGAUCUGUCGCCGUCCUUGGGCCUGAAAUUCAGCGAUGUGCCUACGGGCUUCGCUGCCUUCAGCAAGGUGCCCUUGAGCGGCUGGGCACAGAUGGUGGCCUUCGCGGGAACAGUGGAGCUCUUCCAGUACGUGGAUGAUCCCAAACGCCCUCCUGGUGACUUCGAGAACGCCGGUUUCCUGGGUGUGCCCAACAGCUACGUGAAGGCCCCCGCGGGCACCAAGGAGAAGAAAUUGGCGGCAGAGAUUGCCAACGGACGACUGGCGAUGAUGGCGAUCAUUGGCAUGUUCUUCCAGAACGGCCUCACCGGCGAAGCCUGGGGCAGCUGGUCCCUCUACACCGAUUCGCCGCUCCGCGCCUUGAGCCCCGCGCAGGAGGCCAUCGCGGGCACCGGCGGACCCUUCGGGGACGAUUUCUGGGAUCCCGCCGGCAUCACCAACGGGAAGAGCAAGGAGGAGAUCUUGCAGUUGAGGGCUAUGGAGCUCAAACACGGCCGUGUGGCUAUGCUGGCCGUCUUGGGCUGGUUCCACGUAGCGGCUGGCUAUCACAUCGUUGGAGAUUAUGCUGUGGGUGAACAUUUGGACAACAAUCCCUUGGUGAACCUGACUCAGAUGCCCAUGGACCUCAGUGCUCGUCGACACCGCAUUUUGCCACGACAUGGUGUUUUUCCUGCAGACAUAGCUGAUGAGUGCUAUGUCUUUGAUGAAGUGCCUAGGGCUGAGAUGGAGCGCCAGAGAAGAAUGGCGAAGACCAUGGGAUCAAUUCUUGGCGAUGCUCAAGUUGUCAAUGUUGACAUCCAGCAAUGGUAUGUGUCUGAUCCCUCCUCAGCUCGGUUUGGGCAGGCUCUUCCUGUCGAAAUCGUCGGAGACGUUGUGGCACUGGGUCAGCAUGGUGUUGUGCAGUGGGAUGAUGAAACCGAGUAUGUGCGAGAGAUGGCGACUUCUGAGAUCGAAAGAUUCAAGGAGUCCAAGAAGGAUUCAUUGGGGGAUGCUAGGCUGCUGGGAGAACACAAGGACCCUCAAGGCAAACGACAUAUGACGCUUCAAGAUGCACUUGCACUUAUGUCUGAAGAGAAGUUCGAUGACUGGGGCUUUGUCGGCCCGCGUGCAACGAGAGAGUAUCUGGUUGCGAUCCGUGAGGGUCCUGGUGAUUUGAUCUCAUAUCACAAUGGGUGGGUUCGCUCAUCGGGGAUCUCCAACAGUUCUGCAAUUGCUCAUGAACAUCGGUCAUUGAUUGAGACCUUGCGACUUGGCUUCUCCAAAGACCAGCUCGACCUGAGCAACCUCACAUGCAUGGAGAACGUUGUGAGACGUUUGAUUGUGCUUGAAAUGGCAGUGGCGAGAAACCCAGCAGCCCCAGACUUCUCUGGUCUGGAUGUUGUCAGUGAGACUCCAAUUGCUGCACAAGGCCAAGCCUACGUCUCAGCCAUCACCAGCUGGGUGACUGAGAAGCUGAAGGAAAGGUCGCAGAUCCAGAAGCAGGCACGGCUCUUCAAGGAGGAGUUUGGAAGAAGAGGUGGCAAGAAGUUUGGCGAUGAGGAUGACGAAGACAGUGGCAAGAACAAGUGGAAAAAGAAGAAAAAGAAGGCUGAUGGCGGCGGGGCGGUUGGCUCCGCUGCGGCCUCUUAG
Messenger RNA from Cladocopium goreaui, 2347 nucleotides. NCBI's taxonomy places the organism in Eukaryota, Dinophyceae, Suessiales, Symbiodiniaceae. The record is from the annotation of a GenBank genome assembly.